AUGAUUGUUCAAAUGUUCAAGGAACUACUCAUCCUUAUGGUUAUCCUAGCUGUCUUCCUCGUAUCCUCGGAUGUUGCAAUGCUGAGUCUCCUAUACCCCUACCGGACGGAAUUUAAUGCCUCAGUUCUGCUGGACGUUGUCUACAUACCCUACUACCGCAUCUACGGUGAAGUGAACCUCGACGAGUCGAACGGUAUGUUUACUGUUAACUCAUGGCGCACAGCGAUGGGGGAGAGGGUGUCUCCGGGCUGA
This is a messenger RNA of Dibothriocephalus latus, 252 nucleotides long. NCBI's taxonomy places the organism in Eukaryota, Metazoa, Platyhelminthes, Cestoda, Diphyllobothriidea, Diphyllobothriidae. The record is from the annotation of a GenBank genome assembly.